Molecule: messenger RNA, 7052 nt
Organism: Entelurus aequoreus (snake pipefish)
Lineage: Eukaryota; Metazoa; Chordata; Actinopteri; Syngnathiformes; Syngnathidae
Gene: enc1
Product: ectodermal-neural cortex 1
Exons: 3
Coding region: 262-2037 (591 amino acids)
Molecular function (GO): protein binding
Source: RefSeq, a predicted model, not a curated record
AGUCAGUCAGUCAAAGUCAGACAGAAACGAAGAAGCAGAAACGGAGCCUGCUGCGGAGACUCAUCACCAGCGUAACCGAUCAAAGCCCGUCUUCUACCGGCCUCCAGAACACACACGCCGACAGUCGUACCGGGGAUUCGGCUUCUCUGCUGCCGGGAGAAGCGCGGAGAGCGAGGCGGCAUCGUGGCUCUCCCACCACGGGCAUGUCUGAGGGAUUCCACGGGCGAGGUUGAACUCCUGCUUUCCCCCAAAGAGGAUUCAAUGAAAAUGUCUGUGUGUGUCCACGAGAACCGGAAAUCCCGGGCUAGCACCAGCUCCAUGAACAUCUACCUGUUCCACAAGUCCUCCUACGCCGACAGCGUCCUCAUGCACCUCAAUUCUCUGCGGCAGCAACGACUCUUCACGGAUGUGCUGCUUCACGCCGGCAGCCGCUCUUUUCCAUGCCACCGCGCCGUGCUGGCCGCUUGCAGCCGUUACUUUGAGGCCAUGUUCAGCGGCGGGCUGAGGGAGAGCCAGGCUAGCGAGGUUGACUUCCACGAGUCCAUCCACCCAGAAGUCCUGGAGCUCCUGCUGGACUACGCGUACUCAUCUCGGGUGGUCAUCAACGAGGAGAAUGCAGAGUCGCUUCUGGAAGCCGGGGACAUGCUGGAGUUCCAGGACAUCAGAGAUGCAUGUGCAGAAUUCCUGGAGAGGAACCUUCACCCGUCCAACUGCCUCGGAAUGCUCCUGCUGUCAGACGCCCACCAGUGUACCAAGCUGUCGGAACUCUCCUGGAGCAUGUGCCUCAGCAACUUCCCCGCCAUUUGCAAGACGGAAGACUUCCUCCAACUGCCCAAAGACAUGGUGGUCCAGCUUUUGUCCCACGAAGAGCUGGAGACUGAAGAUGAGCGACUAGUUUAUGAGACUGCCCUGAACUGGAUCAACUAUGAUCUGGAGAGACGACACUGCGACCUUCCUGAACUCCUCAGAACGGUUCGCCUGGCUCUUUUACCCGCCAUCUUCCUGAUGGAAAACGUCUCGACUGAGGAGCUGAUCAACGCCCAGGCCAAGAGCAAGGAGCUGGUGGAUGAGGCCAUCCGCUGCAAGCUGAAGAUCCUGCAGAACGACGGCGUGGUCAAUAGUCCGUGUGCCCGUCCCCGCAAAACCAGUCAUGCCCUUUUUCUCCUGGGGGGGCAGACAUUCAUGUGUGACAAGUUGUACCUUGUGGACCAAAAGGCCAAGGAGAUCAUUCCCAAAGCAGACAUCCCGAGCCCGAGGAAGGAAUUCAGUGCCUGUGCCAUUGGUUGUAAGGUUUAUAUCACAGGGGGGCGGGGUUCAGAAAACGGGGUCUCCAAAGACGUUUGGGUCUAUGAUACGGUCCAUGAAGAAUGGUCCAAAGCGGCGCCAAUGCUCAUCGCCAGAUUCGGUCACGGCUCAGCCGAACUGAAGCACUGCCUGUAUGUGGUCGGAGGUCACACAGCGGCCACCGGCUGCCUCCCCGCCUCACCGUCGGUGUCGCUCAAACAGGUGGAACAGUUUGACCCGGUGGCCAACAAGUGGACCAUGGUGGCACCUCUGAGAGAAGGCGUGAGCAACGCGGCGGUGGUCAGCGUCAAACUCAAGCUCUUUGCUUUCGGGGGAACAAGCGUCACCCACGACAAGCUGCCCAAAGUCCAGUGCUACGACCCCCAGGAGAACCGAUGGACUGUACCUGCGUCCUGCCCGCAGCCGUGGCGCUACACCGCUGCUGCCGUGCUGGGAAACCAGAUCUUUGUCAUGGGCGGCGACACAGAGUUCUCGGCUUGCUCGGCGUACAAGUUCAGCAGCGAGAACUACCAGUGGACUAAAGUGGGCGACGUGACGGCCAAGCGCAUGAGCUGCCAGGCCGUGGCGUCGGGGAACAAACUCUACGUGGUGGGCGGGUACUUUGGCACUCAGCGCUGUAAAACCUUGGACUGCUACGACCCUACGCUGGACUCUUGGAACAGCAUCACCACGGUACCGUACUCCCUCAUUCCCACGGCCUUCGUCAGCACCUGGAAGCAUCUGCCGGCCUGAAGCCCUCAACGGGACUCAUUCCAUGAGGUUUGACGUCCUUUUACGACUGUGACGAGGCACUCAAAGAGACGAACCGGAGCUGACGCUAAACCAACCGACCAACCAGACCGCUGCUCAAGUGGGACAUUUCACCCAGACACCACCACCACUGUAUAGCAUGUAUCUAGACUGAACCAGGCACACAUGGCACAACGGAGGCGCGAAGCUCUUCAUCCUCUAAUAAGCCCCGCCCCCCUACCCUUCUAAGCGCGGCGUGUGCACGUGACGCUGUCGCCGCCUGACGAAGAUUGGCAGCUGAUGAUCAUCCGUGGAGAGUUUUCGGUGACUUGAGUUUGGGGAGGAGGAGCGGGUCACCACCGUAUUUUUUUGUUCGGCGCCUUGGCUUUGCACACUUGGCUGGACGCGAAACCUCCCUCCGCUUACUGUUAGUGUGAUCGCGCUUGCUUGCUGAGUCAUCGUUUUGUUUUGUUUUGAAACAGCAUGUGCCCUCGUAGUGACUCAGCACAACUGGCCUAAACUUUAAUAUGUGCUCAGCUUGCGGUGUCCUUUAAUUUAUACGUGUUUUAAUCCUAUUUAUUUCUCCUCUGUGUGAAGGUUUUCACGGAGGCCGCCCUGCGUGGUCACGUGACCUCGACGGGCCUUCAUUGUGCGGUCUUAAUGAGGAGGGGGGGGGGGGGGGGGAGCUCAGAUUACCCGCAGUUUGAGGCUGUUAAGACCGCGGGGGUCACGCACAACCCAGUGAAAGGAAUUCCAACUUUGGUCCAAACCUGCCUUAAAUCAGCCGCGCCGACCCCCGCACCCCAGGACCUAAAAAGUGCACCGAUGCAGCAAUUAACCAUUAAGGGGGCGAGUGUCACGCGACCAAUGGCGAGGAGCCGAAGAAUGCGGCGGUCCUUGCAGCUGUCUGCGGGACAAAUGGGUUAUGGAGGUGCGGGGUGUUUAGGUCACUUGUUGGCGCUCCUGGUCUUCCUCCCCGUGAUCCAAUAACUGUGCAGUGACAAGGGCAGACACCGCAGUGCUUUUUUACCCCCCAACCAACCACGCCAGAAACUUUGCUGACACAGAUGAUUAGAGCUCCGUUCACACUGCAGGGUAGGGUGCCCAAAUCGGAUCUUUUUUUUUUUUUGUCAAAUCCGAUCUUUUUAUGUAGUCGUUGACAUUCCAAAGAAAAUGCGAUGUCUAACGUGAACGGUAACUGACACGCACGCAGACAUGCUGUCACACGUGCUGCAGUGUAAAGUAAACAUGGCUCAUUUGUGGCAAUUUCAAGGAUUUGGUGGCGAUCAAAUUCAACAUUUUCCGGAAGGAGUUAUUUCACGUAAAAACUACGAAGGAAGAGAGCAAGCAUUUGCUUUGAAGUCAGCUCCGAAGAGCGUGUGUCGGAGACAGUAGUGGUGGAACAUUGACGUGAGCUCCUAAAACAUUAGUUUCGCCUGUUUUAUGCUCAUUUGUCAACUAUUUACAGUACAGGCCAAAAGUUUGGACACACCUUCUCAUUUCAAUGCGUUUUCUUUAUUUUCAUGACUGUUUACAUUGUAGAUUGUCACUGAAGGCAUCAAAAUUACGACACCUGUGAAGUGAAAUCCCUUUCAGGUGACUACCUCUUGAAGCCCAUCGAGAGAAUGCCAAGAGUGUGCAAAGCAGUAAUCAGAGCAAAGAAUGGCUAUUUUGAAGAAACUAGAAUAUAAAACAUGUUUUCAGUUAUUUCACCUUUAUUUGUUGAGUACAUAACUCCACAUGUUUUAUUCAUAGUUUUGAUGCCUUCCGUGACAAUCUACAAUGUAAAUAGUCAUGAAAAUAAAGAAAACGCAUUGAAUAAGAAGGUGUGUCCAAAGUUUUGGCCUGUACUGUAUAUUGCAACCGUCUAUUUUCGCAAGGAAUGAUGUAGGGCUGCAACAACUAAUCGAUUAUUAAAAUAGUUGCCGAUUAAUUUAGUAAUCGAUUCGUUGGGACUAUGAUAUGCGCAUUGUUUUUAUUUUUUGUUUUUUUUUAAUUACAUUUUUUAUUUUUAUUUUUUUAAUUAAAAAAAACCAAAAAAAAACUUUAUUUAUAAACUGCAACAUUUAUAAACAACUGAGAAACAAUAAUCAAAAUAAGUAUGGUACCAGUGUGCUGUUUUUUCCCAAUAAAAUACUGGAUAGGAUAGAAAUGUAGUUUGUCUCUUUUAUCCGAAUAUUAAUCGAUUAAUCAAAGUAAUAAUCGACAGAUUAAUCGAUUAUCAAAUUAAUCGUUAGUUGCAGCCCUAGAAUGAUGAUGCUUAUCGCUAUUUGAUGACGUAUUGGUCAAAUGAAUGCGAUCCCAUCGUUCAAACUGCAGUCACAUUCGAUGCAUAUCGGAUUUAUAUACUGGGUCAAAAUUGAAAAAUUCGGAAUAGCGUUGUUCACAUUGACAUGACUGAAAUCCGAUACAGGUCAGAUACGGGCAGAAAAACUGUCCAAAAACAUCUUGGAAUUGCAAUUGCAUGCAAAGUCUACUGUAUAACACAGUAGGCUACAUACUUGCAAAUGAGACACAAGAGUGUGAGAAAACAAUAUAACAACCAGACAGGCCAGCUCAGUACUAAAUGUUGAUGUUUCUUUUUCCUAAACUAUUAACAUUUAUAAACACAUUUGAACAUAAACAUAAGUACCGAAAAUUGUUGAGUACAGCUAUCGAUUCAAAUGUGAAAGUUAUUUUAUUGCUAUUUCAUAAUGUAUUGGUCGGGAAAAAUAGCAUUCAAUACUUAUACUCAAUUUAUUUCCACAAACGACAGAGGCCUGGGUCGGAUUUGAAAAAUUCAGAAUAGCGUUGUUCGCAUCGACAUGAAAAAAAUCCGAUACACGUAACAUAAGGGCAAAAAAACUGUCCAAAAAUGGAAUUGCAAUUGCAUGCAAAGUCUACUGUAUAAUACAGUAGGCUACAUACUUGCAAAUGAGACACAGGAGUGUAAGAAAACAAUAUAACAGCUGAAGAGCACAGCUCAUUGUUGAAUGUUAAAUAUUUUUUUCUAUACUAUUAACAUUUAUUAACACAUUUGUACAGGUAUCCAUUCAAAUGUGAAAGGUAUUUUAUCGGUAUUUGAUGACUUAUUGGUUGGAAGAACGCAACCUGAUCGUUCAAACUGCAGUCGAUCUUCGAUCCAUAUCCGAUUUUUAUUUUUUUAAUUUUUAAAUCCGAUACGGGUCACAUAUGGGCAAAAGAACUGUCCAAAAACGUCUUGGAAUAGCAACUGCAUGCAAAGUCUACUGUAUAAUACAGUAGACUUGCAAAUGAGACACAGAAGUGUAAGAAAACAACAACUGGAGAGCACAGCUCAGUAUUAAAUGUUAAAUAUUUUUUUCUAAACUAUUAACAUUUAUCAACACAUUUGAACAUACUCAUAAAAAACGAAAAUUGUUAUGUACAGUUAUCAUUUCAAAUGUAAAAGGUAUUUUAUCGCUAUUUGAUGACGUAUUGGUCGGAAGAACGCGACCUGAUUGGUCAGACUGCAGUCGAUAUUCUAUAAAUAUCCGAUUUAUAUCCACAUACGAAAGAGACCUUGGUAGGAUUUAAAACAUUUGGAAUUGCACUGUUCACAUUGACAUGAAAAAAUCCGGUACAGGCCACCUAUGAGCAAAAAGUUAGACCUUAGAUGUAUAAUACAGUAGGCUACAUACUAGCAAAUGAGACACAGAAGUGUAAGAAAACAACAACUGGAGAGCACAGCUCAGUAGUAAAUGUUAAAUAUUUUUCCUAAACUAUUAACAUUUAUCAACACAUUUGAACAUACUCAUAAAAAACGAAAAUUGUUUUGUACAGGUAUCGAUUUAAAUGUAAAAGGUAUUUUAUCGCUGUUUGAUGACGUAUUGGUCGGAAGAACGCGACGUGAUUGGUCAGACUGCAGUCGAUCUUCGAUACAUAUCCGAUUUAUAUCCACAUACAAAAGAGACUUGGGUCAGUAUUGAAACAUUUGGAACGGGACUGUUCACAUUGACAUGAAAAAAUCAGAUACAGGCCACCUUUGAGCAUAACGUUAGACCUUAGAUUUAUAAUAGAGUAGGCUACAUACUUGCAAAUGAGACACAGAAGUGUAAGAAAACAAUAUAGCAACUGGACAGCACCGCUCAGUAUUAAAUGUUAAAUAUGUAUUUUCUAAACUAAUAACAUCUAACACAUUUGAACAGAUACAUACGUACCGGUACCCAGAAUUAGUACCGUUGAGUACUGGUAUUAAUUCCCGGGUACAGGGAAUCGGUACCAUAUCAAUUCAAAUGAGAAUAGCAUUGUAUCGCUAUUUGAUGACAUAUUGGUCAGAGGAACUGCAGUCACAUUCGAUAUAUAUCCGAUUUAUAGCCACGUACGAAGGAGGCCUGGGUCCGGAUUUGCACUUUUCACAUUGACUCGAAAAAAUCCGAUACAGGUCGCAUACGGGCAAAAAAAGUUGGAAUUGACCUGCAGUGUGAACAAGGCCGAGGAGUCAUUUCGGGGGUGCUGAAUUCAAUAAUGAAUCUUUGGGCUGUUUUGUGAACCAAACUAUGUAACCUUGUGCAAGGGGUUCUAAACACGUGUGAAUUGAGCUAAUCAGCAGAGGAAAACAAGUUUGGUUGUUCCGCUCAAACAAAAACAAACAUAAGUUCCUAAAGACCAAAAAAAAAGCGACAACUUGUUGCUAUGUGAGAUGUCUUAAACGUUCCUGUCUCUGCGAUAUAUUUACAAGAAUAACUUCAAUUUUCCGCACAAUCCAACAACUCCCAAACGUGAUCUCCCCAACAACGCCAAAGGCCCCACCGAUCGCAUCAGAGCGCUACCUCCCCCGCACAAGACUGGUCUCUGUGGAAACGGACCCUUGAAUGAGCCUUGCUUUUUGUAUCCAGUUGUCCCCCUCUGCUUUAUCUGGGAACCACCGACACCAUCUCAAACCACGACGGAACCCUUUGUUGUCGUUAUGUCAUGGCGUUUCAUUUCUAUUUCCAUGCCAUUAUUUUGUAUAUUUCAUUUUUUUUUUCACAAUGUGAAAUCCAUGGCUGAAUAAACAUGAGGUUUUUCCUCUUGGCUGU